Esox lucius (northern pike) is the source of this 4251-nucleotide messenger RNA. It is a transcript of the gene angptl2a, whose product is annotated as angiopoietin-like 2a. The transcript has 5 exons. Lineage: Eukaryota; Metazoa; Chordata; Actinopteri; Esociformes; Esocidae. The coding region runs from base 853 to 2406 and encodes 517 amino acids. The record is from RefSeq and is a predicted model, not a curated record.
GGGACAAGGGUUUGGGUGGGGGGGCUGGAGCCCCUGUCUGUCGGUUUCACAGUGCAUGAUCUCCUUUGUGCCGAAAGGAGGGAAAAGGGGAGGUCCCAGCUCACGACUUAAUUACUACGAGAUGGAAAAAAAAAAGUCAGAGCCUUACCUCUAAUAACGAGAAAGAGAGAGAGAGAGCAGGAGAGAUUAAGAGAGAGUAGACUAGUAAAAAAGAGAGUAAGAGUUUUUUUUUGGGGGGGGAGAGAGAAAGAAAGAGAGAGAAGCCAAAAGAAGGGGGGCUCAGCUGAAAACUGACUAGGUAGCUCUGGCAGAGGUGAGUCAGUGUUAUAAGAAUGAAACAGCUGAAGGCACGACACUCAGGUGUUCACACACCAUCACCGGUCUACCGCUAAGCUUCCUAUCUGCAUCUGCCGAGAAUUCAUCCACUUACAGCGAAAACCCCUAAUGAAAAAAAGUCUGGACCUUUGUUUUCGGCACCUAUUACGGGUGAGUGUAACUAAAGAGGAACUUUACUAAAGGUUUGGCCGCCCGCUGGUUUUCCGGUCAAUGAGCACGUCAAGUGUUUGGAGGCUUGAGAAAACAGACGUCCACUGACAGAGUCUGACAGAAGACCCAGGAGGAGGAGAGAGAGGACAGGGCUGGGACAAGAGAGGAGAGACGUACCAGGAGGAACAGAGGGAGAAAGAGCCAUGGAUUUGUCAUGACCGUUUUCACAGAAGAGCCUGUGUCAAACCAAGCCGGGAAGACAAGGGAUUUAAAGGAGUGAGAGAGAGAGAGGGGGGACGUGAAAGAAGAGAGGUGGAGAGACCGACGCAGUUCUGAGACCAUCCCUUUAAAGGGCUGUUCAGCAAAAUGACUGUCGCCCUGGUCCUCCCUUUGCUGUUGCUGGUCUGCUGGCCUGUCUCCACACUGCAGACAGAGGCCCAGGAACUGGAGAGCAGAGACGACGUUCUGGAGCGGGAGUUCCUCUACGCCGGGCGCUCCAAGCGCGCCGUGGCGGCCGACGCCUCCUCGCAUGAGGACAAGUGCUCCUACACCUUCAUCGUGCCGCAGCAGAAGCCGACCGGCGCCAUCUGCGUCAACACCAAGGAGCCCGACAGCGUCCCGGAGAACCGGGUCAACAAGCAGGAGCUGGAACAGCUGAACGGCGAGCUUCAGAAGCAGCGGCGGCAGAUCGAGUCGCUGCAGCAGCUGGUGGAGGUGGAUGGCGGCAUCGUCAACGAGGUCAAGCUCCUGCGCAAGGAGAGCCGGAACAUGAACGCCCGGGUCACCCAGCUCUACAUGCAGCUGCUGCACGAGAUCAUCCGCAAGCGCGACAACGCCCUGGAGGUAUCGCAGCUCGAGAACCGCGUGCUCAACCACACCUCUGAGAUGGGCCGCUUGGCGUCGCGCUACCGCGACCUGGAGCACAAGUACCAACACCUGUCCGCCCUCGCCGGGAACCAGAGCGCCCUCAUUGUUCAGCUGGAGGAGCACUGCCGCCGGGGAGGCCAAUCGCACGGCGGCGAGAGAGAACGUUCUCGGCCGGUUCGCCCUCAGGCCCCCGUCGUCCCUCAGAUACCCCCACAGCAGAGGCCAGUGGCGCCGGUGGAGCCUAAACCCUACCACCCACCCACGUACACACGCAACAACCAAAUCACCAACGAGAUCCAGAGCGACCAGAACUCCAAAGGCCUGCCGCCUCCACUGCCCACAAUGCCCAGCGGCACCCACCAGCCAUCCACCACAAACAUGCCCUCCGGGCCCUUCAGGGACUGCCUCGCCGCGCUGGAGGAAGGCCACACUGGCAGUGGCAUGUACCUGGUCAAGCCGGAAAACGCCAACCGGCUGAUGCAGGUGUGGUGCGACCAGAGGCACGACCCCGGCGGCUGGACCGUUAUCCAGAGACGUCAGGACGGCUCCGUCAACUUCUUCAGGAACUGGGAAACCUACAAGCAAGGUUUUGGGAACAUUGAUGGUGAAUACUGGCUGGGUCUUGAGAACCUCUACUGGCUGACCAACCAGGGCAACUACAAGCUUCUGGUGAUGCUGGAGGACUGGUCCGGUCGGAAGACCUUUGCCGAAUACGCCAGCUUCCGCGUUGAACCAGAAGCGGACUUCUACAAACUAAGAGUCGGACGCUACCAUGGCAACGCUGGGGACUCCCUCACUUGGCACAAUGGCAAGCAGUUCACCACUCUGGACAGGGACCACGACGUUUACACUGGUAACUGCGCCCACUACCAGAAGGGUGGCUGGUGGUACAACGCCUGUGCACACUCCAAUUUGAACGGCGUGUGGUACCGGGGAGGGCACUACCGCAGCCGCUACCAGGACGGCGUGUACUGGGCCGAGUUCCGCGGCGGGGCUUACUCCCUGAAGAAAGUGUCCAUGAUGAUUCGGCCCAACCCCAACACGUUCCACUGAGAUCGCGAUGCCCCCCAACGCCCACGGAGGCCAGAAGCCAAAUCGCAGCCAAACUUUUAUUUUUUUAACGGGCAUUUCCUUUAAAACAACAACGUUCACCCGGUGCUGAGAAUAGGUGCAAUUGUUUCAUUUUCUUUUACAUUUUUGGUUUUAUUUACAGCUUCUGUCUUGGCCUUAUUUACUUUUGAGUACCAUGUUUAAUCGCUUUACUUAAUACAUAUCCAGAUGAUUAAGCAUAGAAGUGCAAUAAAUGUCUUGGAUCACAGAGACAAGGGUGUCGUAUCUCCCACCACUGCUUUUAAAUCCCUCUCACAGGACCCAUCCGACAUUCUUUGGAGGUACAGGUCAACAUGUUGGACCUUUGUCUUGGACUAGCAGGGUAGUCAAAUUCCCUUCGGAGGAGGUUGCGAAACUACUGCAACUCAGGAGCCAGACUACGACAGGAGCCAAACUACGUGAUCUUCAUGUCCAUUAGGACCUUUGCACAUAUUUUGCUGAAUGAAUGAAGUGACGUUGGUGCCAGUGGGGUUACUCUACAGUUGCUCUGGAAAACCAAGGGACAAGUGUGUACUACAGUAUAUUCAUUGGUUGAGAAAAAGAAAAAAAAGGGGGGAAAUAUCUGUAAAAUAUUUGUUGUUGUUGAUAAAGAAUAGAGCACAUCUUCAUUAAACACAUUUGACAGCUCAGAUCCCUCUUCUGUCAUCAGGAUAGCAUGCAAUAAUAAUAAUUAUAAUAAUGCUUGAAAAUUUUUACUCUAAAGAAACGCGACACAGGAAUACAUUUCCAGUGACCCUAUCUAAAGAAACAAAUAAAAUAAAAGGUUGCUUUUCUGUUGGGCUGACACUCAAAGCCUAGAUUUACAAGGGGUGACAAAACUACUUUUUUUAUAUAUAUAUACAUAUUUUCCUGUAGUUUCCUACAAGUCGUUUAGAUUGACGGGUAUCUGUUGGCCUGACAUCUGAGUCAACAUGGAGGGGCAUUCAUUUAUACAGCAGGGCAGUAAUUUAAACAUUUUUAAGCUUUUCUCGUCGCUCAGCUACUAUGAGGAAUUCCCAAUAGGAGGACUAAACUGACUGACUGACUGGCCGGCUGGCUGACUGAGUGAGUGUCAUGGGGUUUGAAAAAGGGGAAGCGGGCCGUGAACCAACAGCCUUGAUCUUUCCCCCAGAGGCUUUGGACACUUGGAAAGUAAUCAUGGCUGUGUCUUAAUUAACCAUCGCGGAGAAGGGGUCAACCAAUCCACCCAACCUCUCUCCAAAGGUGUGUUGACUCAGUGAAAACCGCCCAGCUUUACUGUUUAUCCAUUAGGAGGGCGAGGGCAGACCCAAGGUCAAAGGUGAUGGUACCUCUUCAAAAGUGAGCUAACGAGAGAGUUCUCAACAGAGUUAUGCCAUCCAAAUACAGGUUGAGUGAACUCAAUUUAAAAAAAUGUGCAGACAAUUUUCACACAAAUGUCUCACCGGUACGAAUGCCUAUCAACCCUGUUAAUUACAGCCCUCACUUUGUUCACGUAGCCUGAGCUUUAAGGAGUGAUGGAGGACAAUGUGGGCUCUUUGCUGAUUCAGAGGACUGAUCUAUUGAGUCGUAUCGCUCAAGUAGUUGGCAGGCCCCCUUUUAGUUCUGCAUCGAACCUAGUGUGUCAAAGUUGAUUUUUCCCGAUACCGUCUGGUUGACAGCCCACUAGCACAGUGCCAAUAAUAAUCCAGUAGCCUGGUGCUAGGAGAACCAACUACCAAGUGGUCUUUGAGUGUAUGUACAUACAAUGUCUGAUUAAGAGUAUUUUUGUAAUAUAAGCCAUCGAACUGUUGUGUAUUAUCAGAGCCUUGCAAUAAACUAUGUACAGCC